Messenger RNA from Lachancea lanzarotensis, 996 nucleotides. It is a transcript of the gene REX2, whose product is annotated as LALA0S15e00738g1_1. The transcript has a single exon. Bases 1 to 996 code for a protein of 331 amino acids. Gene Ontology annotation, cellular component: mitochondrion. Lineage: Eukaryota; Fungi; Ascomycota; Saccharomycetes; Saccharomycetales; Saccharomycetaceae. The record is from RefSeq and is a predicted model, not a curated record. Gene Ontology annotation, molecular function: nucleic acid binding; 3'-5'-RNA exonuclease activity.
AUGCGAAGAUUCGUGACAAGGAAGAAGCUAAGUGGUCAAGUUUUUGGUCUCAAAGUUGGCAGCUGCUCUCUGGUAACCGAAGUUCCCAAAUUACAGAAUCUAACAAGAUAUCCUACUGCCAAUAAAUUUCGUGGUGCAAGAACGGCUUUACGAAACCCAUAUUUGAACAAAACGGUAAUUCACGAACCAAGCCGCAUUACGAUGAGCGUUGAAGACUCUCUUGAGCCUUUAAAAGCCAUCUCGAAGCCUAUCGUAUGGGUUGAUUGUGAAAUGACGGGCCUGGACCACACCAAAGACAAGAUCAUUGAGAUAUGCUGCAUCAUCACCGAUGGAGAUCUGAAUGUGGUUGACAAAGACGGCUAUGAAAGUGUGGUGCACUGCGAGAAAAGCGUGUUGGAUGGGAUGGACGAGUGGUGUGUAGAACACCACGGCUCUAGUGGUCUAACGGAAAAAGUGCUUCAAUCGACAAAGACUACUCAACAGGUCGAAGACGAAUUGCUGGCCUACAUUCAAAAAUGGAUCCCGGCGGAACGUCGCGCAGUGUUAGCGGGGAACACGGUCCAUAUGGACCGUCUGUUUAUGCUGCGGGAGUUCCCCAAAGUGGUUAGCCAUCUAUUCUACCGGAUCAUUGAUGUGAGCACCAUCAUGGAGGUAUCGUUCCGACACAAUCCCGAGCUGGCAAGCGUAUUCCCUCGCAAGAAGGGCGCGCAUACCGCCAGAUCCGACAUUCUAGAGAGCAUUGAGCAGCUGCGGUGGUACAGACAACAUUACUUGAAGAAUAGUGUCGAGACAGAAGAAUUUGUCGCCCAACGAAGAGCAGAAUUGGACGCUGCGAAGCAGCAAGAGACGCAGGACGAAAUAAAGCAGAAUGAUUCAACAGCUUUAGGGACAGUCUUACAAAAUGCCAAGAACUCGUUGAAGAACGAAGCCGAAGACAAGAAAUCUCCAGACACCAACGGUGAGGAAAAUCCUGCCAAAAAACAGAGACUAGGUUGA